GUAAAUCUAGCAACCUUGGUCCCUCCCUUUUUCCUCGCCGGCUAAGUUUCCGUCGUUUCUUCACUCCCACCACUUUUUUUUUUUCUUUUCCUUUGAUUUGACCAAACGAAGAAUCUAAGAGCGAUGAAGCAUAUUUUCAAGAAGCUACACAGAGGUGGGAAUCAGGACCAGAAUCGGACCAACGAUGCAGUUCCACCGUCGGAUCAGAAUCGGAUACAAGUUGCUGCAAAUCCUCAAGCAACCCCCUCUUCUUCCGCGGAGACGCUUCCGGUGAGCGGAGCGACUUCUCAGAUGAUCUCUCCCGCUCCAGCCGCUGCCACGAACCGUUCGGAUUACAUAUCCUCCGAGGAGGAAUACCAAGUGCAGUUAGCCCUAGCGAUCAGUGCCUCGAAUUCGCAGUCCGGUGAGGAUCCGGAGAAGCAUCAGAUCCGAGCGGCGACGUUACUGAGCCUAGGAAGCCAUCACCGGAUGGAGUCAAGGAGGGAUUCAUCGGAGCUUCUGGCCGAGAGGUUAUCCAGACAGUACUGGGAAUAUGGCGUGCUUGACUAUGAAGAGAAAGUUGUCGAUAGUUUCUACGACGUGUACAGCCUAUCCACAGACUCAGCAAAGCUUCGAGAAAUGCCGUCGCUGGAAGAUCUUGAAAGCAAUCAUGGAACCCGUGGCUUUGAAGCCGUGGUUGUAAAUCGACCCAUUGAUCCUUCCCUGGAUGAGCUGCUGCAAAUUGCACAAUGCAUUGCAUUGGAUUGUCCUGCUAGCAGUGUUAAUGUGUUGGUACAGAGGCUGGCUGAACUUGUCACAGGCCAUAUGGGUGGAUCUGCGCAAGAUUCCAGUAUAGUAUUGGCAAGGUGGACUGCAAAAAGCAGUGAGUUCAAGGCAGCACUAAACACUUGUGUAUUCCCUCUUGGAUUUGUAAAUAUUGGUCUCUCCAGGCAUCGUGCUCUGCUAUUCAAGGUUUUGGCAGAUAGUGUCAGGUUACCUUGUAGGUUGGUAAAAGGUAGCCAUUACACGGGUAACGAGGAUGAUGCUGUGAAUACAAUAAGACUGGAAGAUGAUAGGGAGUACUUGGUUGAUCUUAUGACAGAUCCUGGGACGCUUAUACCUGCUGAUAUUGCAAUCGAGCCAUAUAACUCACAUGGAAACGCUCAGUUGCUAAAGCUUUCAGAAGGUGAAGGCAGUAGUCAGAGUUCUAUGGCUGACAAUAGUUCUUCUUUGGAUAGAAAGCCAGAGGCUGAAAUGGCAGAUUCUUCAACCCCAAAGUUGGGACCACUUCGGAAUUCGGAUUUGAGCGCUUCACCAUCUAGCGUAACUAGUUCCAGUCAGUUGGAGAAUAUUUCCUUGACGGCAAUUGCAAAGGGGAGUCGAGGAGCCAUAAAUGAUAGUUCGAGAACGAACAUGAAUGUAGUUCCAUACAAUCAGAACACUGAGGAAGACCCAAAAAACCUUUUUGCAGACCUUAACCCGUUUCAGAAUAAGGGAAAUGACAAGCUGUUUAUGCCCACUAAAUCAGGUUUGACUAAUGUUGAUGAUUUUCAUCAACAAAAAAAUAAUCCUCUGGUUGGUAAAUCUCCUGCACCAAUGAUGUGGAAGAACUACAGUUGCAACGAAGCCCCAAAGAGAAAGGAGAAUAGUUAUAUGGAAAAUCAUCUUCUCCCGAAACUCCAUCGUGAACCUCGUUAUGGAAAUAAUCAUUCCUCGUAUGCUACGUCAAGUUCUAGUGUAGCGGUUUCGUCAAAUGUGCCUGGCAGAGACAAUGUGACAUGUGUGUCGCCGGUUGCUGCGCCACCACCCUUCAUUUCCACUGGAAAUCAGCUCACACCAAGUAUGGUGGAGGAUAUGAAUAGAAACACCUACAAUGAACUAGAUCUCCAGCCUAAUGCUGCUGCUGUGAUACAUGACUACCAAAAGGAUGAAUCUCGCGUCCACGAUCAUAGAAAGUAUACAAGUGAUGACAUAUCUACUGGGUCUGAUCUGAGGCUUAAGGAUCAAGAAAGUACAAGUUCCUCUCUUGAUUCUACAUCCUACCGGAAUGAUCCUCAAGUUCUGGAUGAUGCAGAUGUUGGUGAAUGUGAAAUCCCUUGGAAGGAUCUUGUGAUUGGGGAGAGAAUAGGAUUAGGAUCCUAUGGGGAGGUCUAUCAUGCUGACUGGAAUGGAACGAUAGACGUGUUUCAGUCACUAGUCGCUGAUGCAUCAGGGGCAUCCACGGUAUCGUCUGGUGCAAUCUCAUCAGAAGUUGCUGUCAAGAAAUUUUUGGACCAAGACUUCUCAGGUGCUGCUUUGGCCGAGUUCAGAAGAGAAGUACGCAUUAUGCGAAGAUUGCGGCAUCCAAAUGUUGUUUUCUUCCUUGGGGCGGUUACUCGGCCUCCAAACCUUUCCAUUGUCACAGAGUUUUUGCCAAGAGGAAGCUUGUAUCGCAUCCUUCAUCGACCCAAAUCCCAGAUCGACGAGCGGCGCCGGAUUAAAAUGGCCCUUGACGUGGCGAUGGGGAUGAAUUGCUUACACACGAGCACACCAACAAUUGUCCAUCGUGAUUUAAAAACACCAAAUCUUUUGGUUGAUAACAACUGGAAUGUGAAGGUUGGUGAUUUUGGGUUGUCUCGCUUAAAGCAUAAUACUUUUCUAUCCUCAAAAUCAACUGCUGGAACGCCCGAAUGGAUGGCUCCGGAAGUUCUACGCAAUGAGCCCUCAAAUGAAAAGUGUGAUGUGUACAGUUUUGGGGUGAUAUUAUGGGAACUUGCAACGUUGAGAUUGCCUUGGCGAGGGAUGAACCCGAUGCAGGUAGUAGGAGCAGUUGGUUUCCAGAAUCGGCGGCUAGAGAUCCCCAAGGAACUUGAUCCUGUGGUGGGAAGGAUCAUCUUGGAAUGUUGGCAGACGGAUCCGAAUCUGCGGCCGUCCUUUGCUCAGCUCACGGAAGUGCUGAAGCCUUUGAACCGGCUCGUGCUUCCCUCACCACAGUAGCUGUCAACUGUGAAUAUGUGCGAGACAGUUCAAUCAUCUAUACAAGGAAUGUAAAUGAAAUCAUUUUACUAUAAUAUAUAUUUUGGUGUAUUAUGUUAUAGGAAAAAAAGCUGCGAUGCUGUGCUUUGUUUAUUGGGUUAUACUUGUUCGUCUCUCCUCUGUUUCCCCUCGAAGGACACUUAUCUAUCAGAAGCCAAAGCUUCUCCAACAAGAGUAUAUUAUUUUACCUUCGAUCUGUGUCACC
Thlaspi arvense is the source of this 3199-nucleotide messenger RNA. Lineage: Eukaryota; Viridiplantae; Streptophyta; Magnoliopsida; Brassicales; Brassicaceae. The record is from the annotation of a GenBank genome assembly.